Molecule: messenger RNA, 2199 nt
Organism: Alligator sinensis (Chinese alligator)
Lineage: Eukaryota; Metazoa; Chordata; Crocodylia; Alligatoridae
Gene: FBXO7
Product: F-box protein 7
Exons: 9
Coding region: 276-1871 (531 amino acids)
Biological process (GO): positive regulation of autophagy of mitochondrion; autophagy of mitochondrion
Molecular function (GO): protein kinase binding
Source: RefSeq, a predicted model, not a curated record
UUCAGCCCUGCUCACCACCUGCGUUCGUGCGCGCUGGCAGGACGCAGGUCCUGUGAGGAUCGCCCAAUCAUCGAUCCCCAACGUCACCUGUGGGGCAGGGAGCAGGGGGCGCGCCCCAUGACCUAGGGGCGAGGCCGGGGCGGGGCUCCCAUGGAGUGAGGAAGCGGCGUCACCAACCCAAAUAACAACACCCCCCAGCAGCAGCAAUAGCUGCUGCCGCGUCGGCGCCGCCAGGUUGGAUCCUUAAGCAGGAGCGAGAAGGCGCCGCCGCCGCCAUGAAGCUCCGCGCCCGGCUGCAGAAGCAGACGGCUCCGCUCGAGGUGGGGGGGGCGGAGCCAACGCUGGGGGAGCUGCGCGCGCACCUGUGCCAGGCCGUGCUGCCCGCGUGGGGGUACAGUUCUGAUACCCAGUUUGCAAUAACAUUGAACAACAAAGAUGCCCUUACUGAAGACCAGGAGACCCUGGCUUCAUAUGGAAUCGUUUCAGGGGAUUUGAUAUGUUUGUUACUGGAAGAGACCAAUGCAGCACCCAGCCUAUCUCCACACUCGUCUUCACCUCCUCCCCAGCUCCAGAAUAAUCAUGAACCGUCCACCUUGAACAUCAGCCAAGGUCAGAUCAGCAGUUCAGAAGAAAACAGGCAGAAUGGACCAUCUGAAGACCAUAAAGCUCCAAGCGAAGAUGAGAAGAAUGAUGAUAUUGAUAUGGCAGGACCCAGCCUAGAGUUUGCCUCUGGGCUAGUCCCAGAUGAUGUGGAACUGGAGGAAGGCACCGGUUCCUAUCCCUCUGAACCAAUGCUGUGCAGUGAAGCUGUGGACGGGGAAGUGCCACAUUCCUUGGAGACUCUCUACCAUUCUGCUGAAUGUACCAGUGCUAUUGAUGCCUUGAUUGUUCUGGUACAUGUUCUCAUGAUGGAGACAGGAUAUGUACCUCAGGGAACUGAAGCAAAAGCAGUGUCGAUGCCUGAGAAAUGGAGAGCCGGUGGUGUCUAUAAACUACAGUACACUCACCCAUUAUGUGAAGAUGGCUCUGCUGGUUUGACUUGUGUGCCUUUGGGAGAUCUUAUUGUCAUAAAUGCAACUUUAAAAAUCAACAAAGAAAUUAAAAGUGUGAAGAGAAUACAGCUGUUGCCAUCAUCAUUCAUUUGCUUUCAGGAACCAGGAAAUGCUGCAGGGGUAUACAGAGAUCUUCAGAAACUAUCCCGCCUCUUUAAAGACCAGCUGGUGUACCCUCUUCUGGCUGCUGCCCGACAAGCUUUGAACCUGCCAGAUGUGUUUGGCUUAGUGGUCCUUCCUCUUGAGCUGAAGCUACGGAUUUUCAGACUGCUAGACAUCCGUACUCUCAUCUCUCUGUCUGCUGUUUGCCGUGACCUCUACACAGCUUCAAAUGACCAGCUUUUGUGGAGAUUUAUAUACCUGCGGGAUUUCCGAGAUCCUAUUGCCAGGCCUCGUGACACAGACUGGAAAGAACUUUACAAGAAGAAACUAAAGCAGAAAAAGGAAGCCCUGAGAUGGCGGCACAUGAUGUUUCUGCCUCCUCCACCACAUCCUAUCCCGUUCCACCCCAGCCCCUUCUAUCCUAACCCCUUCCCUCCCAACCCUUUCUCCCCUAACCCUAUCUACCCUCCAAUGAUCAUUGGUGGUGAAUAUGACCAGAGACCAACGCUUCCGUAUAUUGGAGACCCAAUUAACUCACUCAUUCCUGGCACAGGGGAGGCGCCGGGCCGGUUUCCUCCAUUCAGACCACGUUUUGAUCCAGUCGGGUUGCUGCCAGCGCCAAAUCCAACACUUCCAGGACGAGCGGGUCCCAAUGACAGAUUUCCCCCUAGACCCACCCGAGGCCGCCCGAUGGACAUUCGUCGCACAUUCAUGUGACUGCCACUUCUUUUUUUUUGAUGGGUUUUUAAAUUUUAGUUCCUGAGCUUGCUUUCUAGCUGCAGGAGAUCUCUACAAUUAUGGUGAGAUUGUGUGUGCACAAUGGUGUCUUGACCACAACAGCUGAUUCACUUCAAGAUCUCUGUAGGAAGUUAUGCUGCACCACCUAGAACUGCCGGCUGUUUCACAAAGAGCUCUGACUUGGGACAGUUUGUGCUGCUGUUUUCUUCUCGCUCUCUAACCAUCUGUGAAGUGCUGCUUAGAGACCAGAAGCCUGCCAGCCUAAUGUUUGCUGCAUCAGAUAAAGAACACUUACUUGAAGCACAAA